GGUAGAAUGGCUAGCAAGGCAAAAACUUGAAAUCCUGUAAAAGUAUUUUAUAUCCAUAAUUAGAAUUGUUUUACUGAUGUAUAUAAAAAGUGCGCACCAUAUAUGUAAGAAUAUUGGCCUAAUCGUAAUCAAAUGUGCAAUGCUAGCUAGCAACUGAACAACGGUCGACCAAACACAAUAGAGCAACAGAGCAGACACAGGUAGCGCCCCGUUUCGAAUCGCCCCGCUGCGCAAACGCUCUCCGAGAAGCGGAAGAUGCGACGGUUGCUAUUUACGGGCUUCAAUGCAUUUGGUCAGCACAAUGCGAGCAACACGGAACGCACUUCCGGUCGAGUCAAUGCCCUAACCGAAAUCACUGCACCAGGUGAUAGCAAAGGGAAUGCAAUUGUUGCUCUGAGCUGGCGUUACACGGCUUUUGCUAUGGGCAACAAGCUAUGGCUGCAAGGUCUGCUCGACUCUAGCCCAGACGAAAGCUUGGAAGUGCAUGCAGCUGCAGAGAUUAAAGCUCUGGCUGCAUGUGAUGCACAUUGUCUGGUGUUGCUACAGAAUGGUCAGUUAUAUAAGUUGCAAGCGAAGCUGAGUGCUACACUGCUGCCCAUCAAACUAGAGACAGCUGCUGCAAAGCGAGACAUAUUUGGCCAAGCAAAGGCAGCCGAGGCAAUCUCAGUUGCCCACAUUGCCUGUGGCUCGCAUAUCAACGUGGCCAUCAGUGCAAGGAAUGCUGUCUACAGCAUACCCAGUUGCCUGCAUCGCUUUCCGCAAGGUGCGUGGCGUGUGCAGCAGCUCGAGUGUGGACACGAGCACGCGCUGCUGCUCAACGGCAAUGGCGAUGUCUACAGUUGGGGCAACGGGCUACGUGGGCAACUGGGUCACGAGACUUUGGGUGUGGAAGAGCGACCCCUUUUACUCGAGCCUCUGGCGGGUAUUAAGAUAAUACAUAUUGCGGCUGGUGGUUGGCAUAGUGCAGCAAUCUCCGCAUUUGGCGACCUCUACGUUUGGGGCUGGAAUUGCAAUGGCCAGCUGGGCAUGCGCGUCAUGAAACCGGAUGGCUUGCUUAAGGAGCCCACGGUUUAUCCCUUGCCUCAACUGCAGGAUUUGCCUCCAUGUUGUGCAGCUGCUGAAGAAACUGAUCUUUGUGCUCCUCUAAAGGCUUACGCCGGCUCUCGUCACACGCUCAUCCAACGCAGUUGUGGACGACUCUGGGCUAGUGGCUGGUGUGCACACGGCCAACUUGGCAAGCAACCGCCCAACUUGAGCUACUUGGAUAGUUUUUAUGCUGUGCAGCAGGUGCCUAAAGACUGUGAUUAUACUGUUGUCUGUGGUCCUUGGUCCACUUUGAUUACCUUGUCUGAGUAAAUGGUAUAAAUAUUUUUA
Messenger RNA from Drosophila hydei, 1374 nucleotides. RefSeq names its product RCC1 domain-containing protein 1. Bases 256 to 1356 code for a protein of 366 amino acids. Lineage: Eukaryota; Metazoa; Arthropoda; Insecta; Diptera; Drosophilidae. The record is from RefSeq and is a predicted model, not a curated record. The transcript is spliced from 5 exons.